AUGUUUGGGUGGUCGGUGAUCCUUCCCCUUUUCUUUGGGAACGGUUUGAAGUCUUUUGAAGGUGGUAACUCCAAACAAUCCAAUGGAAUGAUGCUGAGUUUUGAUGUUGGUCAAGUCGGUAAGUCGGUUUGCUGGGUUUUUGAUGUUAAGAUUAAGCGAAGAUGAUGAACACGGCGUUUUAGCCGGUGUGUAAAGUCUCUGAAAAAGUCCACGCGGCACGAAACCGUAAAUUCGACGAGCCAUAACGACGAGAAAUCACGUCCACCUGGAAAAAAGCACAGAACACCUCGAGAAGUCAUUCAACAAGAUUCGGACAAGAAGAACGAGGACAAAGGCCAAGAAAAAACUUCAAUAACGUCCAUCCAUGGACGAGACGAGCUCCCCACCCCUUGGAAUUUGUCUAAUGCGACCCUAAUCCUAAGUGAUGAUCGGAGACAUGGUCCAGUAGAUGUUGAUCUUCGACAGUCAGUCCAUUACUUGAAUUGGUCCAAAUGAGAAGGUCCAGGUACUUCGUCGUGUCAUCAAGUGGUAUCUUACACGAAACCCCGGUUAUAAGCCAACACAAGUCAAUGGAUAUAAAGAAUAUAAAGUAAUGUAAGUAUUUAUUCAAAUAUUUUAUAAAUUACAAUUUUAUAAAGAUAUGGAUAUCCAUUUGUAAUGGUUGAUGUUUCAGGACUCCAACGUGA
Bursaphelenchus xylophilus (pine wood nematode) is the source of this 686-nucleotide messenger RNA. Lineage: Eukaryota; Metazoa; Nematoda; Chromadorea; Rhabditida; Aphelenchoididae. The record is from the annotation of a GenBank genome assembly.